AGAUAAUUGAAAAUUUUAGAAACGACGUGUCGUAGAUAAUACGUCAUCUUCGACAUCUGGAGCUGGAGGUUAGGAGGCCAAGUUUGUUGGACGGUGGAGAGAGAGAGAGAGAGAGAGAGAGAGAGAAGAGAGAGAGAAUGUUCCUUGCCCGAACAGCAUCGCAAGACCUCCCUAAAAAACUUACUGGAAUUGCAAACAGGUCCUUCAAAUCCUUGAAAAUACAGGGAGACUCCGUCGAUUCAUCAAUUCCUUCCUCUCUCACCCAUGGAAUCCACGUCUUCCAUUGUCCAGAUGCUGUCGGAAUCGUGGCUAAGCUAUCUGAAUGCAUCGCUUCCAGAGGUGGAAACAUACUUGGAGCCGAUGUUUUUGUACCUGAAAAGAAGCAUGUCUUCUAUUCUAGAAGUGAAUUUAUUUUUGAUCCUGCUAAAUGGUCAAGAUUGCAAAUGGAAGAAGACUUUCUUAAACUGUCAACAACAUUCAAUGCUAUGAAAUCUGUUGUUCGGGUUCCCGAUCAGGACCCUAAAUAUAAGAUUGCUGUUUUGGUUUCAAAGCAGGAACAUUGCCUUGUCGACUUGUUACAUCAAUGGCAAGAUGGAAGACUUCCAGUAGAUAUAACCUCCGUGAUAAGUAAUCACGAUAGAGCUCCAAACACCCAUGUUUUCCGCUUUCUUCAAAGGCAUGGUAUUCCUUAUCACUAUGUAAGUUCAGAUGGUGAUUAUAAAAGUGAAGUAGAGAUGUUGAACCUGGUUCAGGGUACUGAUUUUUUAGUACUUGCCAGGUACAUGCAGGUAUUAUCUGGUGAUUUUCUGAAGAAAUAUGGAAAGGAUAUAAUCAAUAUACACCAUGGCCUUUUGCCAUCAUUUAAGGGUGGUAGUCCAUCUAGACAGGCUUUUGAUGCGGGUGUGAAACUAAUUGGUGCAACUAGUCACUUUGUGACUGAAGAACUUGAUGCUGGGCCUAUAAUAGAACAGAUGGUUGAGAGAGUUUCACACAGAGAUAACUUGCAGAGCUUUGUGCAGAAAUCAGAGAACCUCGAGAAACAAUGCCUUUCAAAGGCGAUAAAAUCGUACUGUGAGCUGCGAGUGUUACCUUACCAGGAAAACAAAACCGUUGUGUUUUAAAGCAAUGAAGAAGUUGAUAAGUGUUUAG
This is a messenger RNA of Cannabis sativa, 1149 nucleotides long. RefSeq names its product formyltetrahydrofolate deformylase 2, mitochondrial. The transcript is spliced from 8 exons. Gene Ontology annotation, molecular function: formyltetrahydrofolate deformylase activity. Lineage: Eukaryota; Viridiplantae; Streptophyta; Magnoliopsida; Rosales; Cannabaceae. The coding region runs from base 138 to 1121 and encodes 327 amino acids. Gene Ontology annotation, biological process: 'de novo' IMP biosynthetic process. The record is from RefSeq and is a predicted model, not a curated record.